UUUGUCAAUUAUGUAUGACUUAACAACUCUCCAAUAGCUAAUUAUAUAUAUGUCAGAUGGAAUAUUACUAUGCAUUAGUUUUAUAUUCUUCUCAUGCCCAUCGUAUCGCUGGAGCCGAAAUGUUAAAACACGACAGCAUGGCGUUUUUUUUUUUUGUUUUUGUCAUCAGGGGGUCAUUAGCUAAAACCAGCGCGAUCACGUUCUGCGAUAAAGGCGAACCUUGUGUCUCCACUUCAUCUCGAUUGCCUAUUUGUGAAGCAGGGGCCAUUGUCCGCUGUCCGACAUUCCUCUGACCUGAAUCUUGUUCGGGUGCUCCGAUCAGGUCAACCUGGCCCGAUUCCCUGGGCUCAUGAGUUCAUCCUCGCCGUUGCCCCUGCCCUCUUUUCUACCCGCUGUUGGCAAACUAGCCUGAUCCGCUUGCUAUGGAGAGUCCUGCGGUCUGCUCGUACGGGUUCGUUCAACGCGACCGACGGUCUCCUAGGGUCGCUAUGGUAACCCAGAGCGUGCACAGAGCACCACAGCGCCGCACAACUCGCAGGUGUCGUUUGCUUGCAGGCACAGACUGAGGGAUGUCAACGUGACUUUCUGUGUUGCUAUAGCCAUCCGACAAGCCGGCCUUAAAAUGACAGCUGUCUUUUACUGUAGGCGAUUAGUAAUGGGGUCGAAGUGGUCGGACACAAUUGAGAAUCAACAGUUAAUAUUAACGUUAACAAUGUCGACUACUUUAACGUGUACGAAAGUAAGUAGUGGCCUUUUUCGAAGUAGCCUAGGUCAGGCAGCGUCGACUAGGAGAAUAGGACAAAAGACAGUGUCCCGAAGCGGGUUCUACAGGUACUGUGAGUAACUGUUUAGAAAGGCAACUCUUAUAAUCAGACGUGUGGAACUACUAUGAGGUGACGGCUACAGCGAGGACGAAAAUCCCAUUGUCAUCAGCGCCGUCAAAAUGGAAAGACUGAAACGAGCCAUCGAAAGUGAGGUCGGUCGAGACAUCGAGCGACUUGUCGAACGCCGCACUUCAGCUAGCGGCCUCGAUGAGCUUCUAGAACGGCUUGCGCCGUCGGACACCUGGCGCCGUUUUCGGCGGCGCUACAUAUUGGCUACAGUUGACGCGGAUUAUAACUGCAAUUCACGGUUUAACGGUUAUAGCCGAAUACUUCCACCGUCGUCAGCAAGAUCGAUCAGACCGGAUCAUUUAACUCGUCGAUUUUCCGUCGAUAUGGUUAUCGCCGACGCGAAGGAUGAUCAUAGUUUAACUUCAAUCGGUUCGAUUUCGAGCGUCUCAACGACGGACACCGUCAUAGUGUUUGGUGAUGUUGAGAUUCUUCACGUUUGCGAACUGUUGGUAAACGACGAUAACAUAUCAAAGCUACAGGGUUUGGACAUGCUCGCCAGAGCAUCGAACGCUGAAAAUUUUAUUCGAUCUGAGGAAUGGGGUAUGUUGGAAAAGUUGCUGAAAUCGUGUCUCUUCAUCGAUAAUUCACUGAUACGAUCUGAAGUCACUUGCAUCUACCGGGCGAUGAUCUGCUCCAGUGAUGACAGGACGAGCCUUACUGCAUAUUCGAGUCUACUGGGCGCCGUCUGCAAUCUCGUUUGUCGCGGCAAAGAAAUAAGCAACGUUGAUCGGCUCCGUCAGGCGAUAUAUCUUCUCGACUGCAUUAACGACUACCACAAAGAGUGCAUUGCUCACCGGUGGCUGCGAACGCCGACUCAUAUAGUGGCUGCGUUUGUUCGAACGACGUUGGAGGGCUUAGCUGACGAUCGAGUGUGGACGCUGCUAGCGGGGGUAGAUCCUACGGCUGGGUGGUUACAGGGAUGGCUGGCAGCUGCCCCUGUACGGGCAGUAGUUAUGGCAGAAAUUCGCGCCAAAUCGCUGUUUCUACGGAUUGCCGUGUCGCGUAUAGCAGACGAUCGCGCUCAGAAAACCGUUCUUUUGUACUCGUGUUGCGUUUUGCUGCACUUUCUUCGUUACGAAGAGGGCCGGCAAGUAAUUGAUCUAGCUGUCGGUACCGACCACGCCAACUCGUGGUUCACGGUAUUAAUCAACUGUGUCAAGAUCGUGUUUCAAUUUCAGCCCGAUCCAAGCCUAAAGGACCUGUACCUCCAGACAGUAUCCGCUGUUAGUCCUUUUCUGACGGUGAACCACUUGUGCGAACUUAUUCACCUGAGUGUCGGCUUGUUUCCGCGCAAAGUUCAAACAGAUACACAUCUCGAGCAGUUCGAUUGGGCAACUAGCUUUCUUCUGACACUCGUCAAAAGUCCGUCCAGUCGUCACGUAGUUGUGCAGUCAUUCAUUAAGGACCACAUUGGAUCAGAGAACCUAUUUCAGGUGUUUCGUUCAAGUUUCACCCUGAACAAUGUCCACGUGAGCCUGAGUACGCCUGUGUUUUACCUCGGUCUCCGGAAAACCGUCCAGGCGUGCUCACACAUCGUGGCUCAUCCUCUCUUUCUGUUACAUUAUCAUCUAUCAAACGUGGCUUCGCUGGUACUGGACGUGCUCUCACUGGACACGGUGCUCCCACGAGGUUUUGUAGUACGGAUGUCCCUCACAAGUAUUGGUCGAGCCUUGUGGCGUCGGGGCGUUCUCGAACAGAAUGCCCCGCGUAUUCUCAAUGAUCUGUGUCGUUUUGAGGGCCGCGUCUCCGAAACUCUAAUGAUAACGAAUUUUAUUGAUUUCGUCCCUCCGACACAGUUGACCGUGAUCCUAGAUAAAGUAGGUAUGCACAUAUGGAAACGUCAUGCGAGUGACGAUGCCCGUCUAGAAGCGCUCCUUUGCAUUUAUGCCCCAUGUCGAAACGUAGAAAUCAUUCUAGAGUGUGUAGUCGAAAACUCGGUCAUUGAUCGAAAUCUGUUUCGGGACGUCUUGUUGUUGCCAGCCAAUAAGCGUCUAACCGAAGACCAACUGAUCAUGUCGCUAACGGUUUUGUCUGUCAUCUGCUCCUCACUGCCUUCGUUUAUUUACAUCCAGAAGCGUUUUCGACUCAUUGAAGCGCUUCGGCAUGAACUGCUAAACCAUAUCGGUGACCAGGACCAAUAUGUCGCUGACGAAGUCUCGAAUCAUGUCGAUUCGUUAAUAUCUCGCGUGACUCUUGUAGGUGGACAUUCUGAACGGCUUAUAUCGGGCUUCAACGCUUCAGGUCAACUGAAGCCCGCCAGAAAAGCAAUUAUCUCUAUAGCGCGUACUUGUAGAAUGAAUAAAGACAUGAGUAUUAAUCUGAGAUAUUUCGAUGAACUGAUUCAAGGCCAGGGAAAAUUUAACCGGUUUCAGUUUGAAGAACUAUUUUCGCUUGUUCCAGAACAAGAAAUUCGUCACGUAGAUGUGCUUCCGUUAAAUGAUGAAAAUAUUGGGCUGCAGCUACUCCUUACGUACAACAAGUAUUUACAGCUAAUCGACAAGACCAAUAAGGAUCUCAAUAUGGCCUGGGCACAGGUACAGGCUAACGCAGUGGCAAUUACUGGGUCACAUCGAACGUUCGACUUUUGGUUAGCCUCGCUGUUCCUUCUGUGUCGGGGUAAUGUUGGACGUACGUUGAUGUUGCAGUCUCGAUUGAUCGAGUCCGGUUCUCACUUCGUGUCGUUUCCCUUUGUAGAUUUCCCGGGUUACUCCGGCGAUGUGCUUGUGGCUGCGACGACAUGUCAGGCCUUCGAGCUUAUUAUUUUUAAGGAGUUUCCGCAAGUGUACUUCGCAUUGCGUCGGGCAAACUACCUUAUAAGAAACGUUGUCAGUUUUUGGGUUGGACAGGCAUUCUGGAACGUAUUGAACAUGGAUGAGAUUGCAACACUCUUAGCCAUUUCCAUCGUAUACGGUACCGACCACAUUGUUUACAUUUGUGCGGCGAUUGUGCGUCACCUACAGAACGACAUCAUCCGCUGGAGUCUGGAAGGAACACUUGGCCUCAAACUCCGACUUGAACCCGUCGUCGAUUUCAAGUAUAGUGACCACCUAGAGUUCUGCCAUGGGCUACGAAAGGUGUACAGAAAGCUUAUCCAAGACGCGAUCGAAUGUAACAAGCAUUAAUAUUGGUUGGAUUAAAUUGAUAAUUGAUGAGUAACUGAUUUAUUCAGAUCUAUGGACGAAUGAUUGUUGACUAAAUGAAAGAGCUGCUUGACAGUUCCUGUGUAUUGAAUCCAAUGAUGGCGACAACUAACAAGCGAAUACGGAGCGAUAUUUUUUGAAGACUCCCCUAACUGUACACUCGCGACGCAGCUACCUGACCUUUACAAGUAGAACUGUGUGUUGGUCUAUGUAUAUCGGCGCAAAUGUAGUUGACGUUCCGCACAUUAUUGACGGGCUGGUUUGUUUUGUCACAUGGACUCGUCUUUCUACGAGGCAUGGGCAACGGAAACCCAUAAUUCAUCGAACACUUGAGAAUGGAAGGAACGUACAUAUGCUUCGCCUAUACGUUUGGUAAAAUUCUUAAA
This is a messenger RNA of Varroa destructor (honeybee mite), 4419 nucleotides long. RefSeq lists its product as uncharacterized. NCBI's taxonomy places the organism in Eukaryota, Metazoa, Arthropoda, Arachnida, Mesostigmata, Varroidae. The record is from RefSeq and is a predicted model, not a curated record.